AUGACUCGCACUCGUCCUCUUAGACUUCUCCAGGGUGCAGCUGUGGCAUUGCUGUCUGCGACCGCACUCGCUCAGGACGAUGCUUUCGACUGUCAUAUCACGCAUGACGGCCUCCAGUAUGACCUGACCACGCUCGCUGGCGUGCACCUGGUCAAGCGCGAUUGGGAAACCCCACCAAGCACCAUGAUUGAAUCCGUCCGGUUCAGCCUGUGUUCAGACCUGGAGCCACUGGAGGACGUCUCUGACAGGGACCAGUGUCCUUCAGGAACACGAGCAUGCCUGACCAAGACCAACCGCAAAAGUGACGAAGACGACCGAAUAAUGUCUGUGAUACAGCUUGCGACGUCAUCUGCGUCCAACGUCCAAUACUCCGCCCUUUCAUCUCCCAAGGGUCUCUCUGUGUCGUUCAGAGGUCCUUCCUAUCCACCCUCAGCGGAUGACGACCCCACGCCUCAAUCGUUCAAUUUGAGAUUGCUGUGUAGCCCAGACAGCUCAGAACCAUCGUUCUACUCGUACGACGGAUCAGAAAUGUGGGUGGAAUGGAGUUCCCCGUCGGGUUGUGGGGGUGCCGGAGAUGGGAGUGGGGAUGAACCAACACCAGAUGGAGAUAUGGAGAAACCAAAAGGCAGUGGAAAGUCUGUCGGUUCGGGUGUUGGCUAUUUCUUCCUGCUGUUGUUCCUGGCGUUAGCCGCCUACUUUGGGCUGGGAGCCUACUACAACUACUCGACGUAUGGGGCGUCCGGCAUGGACCUCAUCCCACAUCGUGACUUCUGGCGAGAAGUGCCCUACAUGCUGAGUGACGUUAUCGCACACUUAUGCUCCGCAGUCCGGCCAAGACAAAGUGCUGGUCGUGGAGGCUACAUUGCUGUAUAG
Messenger RNA from Fibroporia radiculosa, 873 nucleotides. RefSeq lists its product as uncharacterized. The record is from RefSeq and is a predicted model, not a curated record. The coding region runs from base 1 to 873 and encodes 290 amino acids. The transcript is spliced from 5 exons. NCBI's taxonomy places the organism in Eukaryota, Fungi, Basidiomycota, Agaricomycetes, Polyporales, Fibroporiaceae.